AUGGCUGCGAAAAUUGUUUUCCUCUUAUUAGUAGUAAUCUGCCAAGCGCUGGCGGUAGAAGAACGCCAAGAACCAGAUCUUAAGGUCCGUUACAUAUCAAAUCCGCUGAUUGGAAGGGCCCUUAGUAUUCCAAAACGUCUCGAAGAUACACAAGUCAACUGCCAUGCCACCUACCCAGAUGGGGUCAUGUACGAAGUCUACCCGAAUGCUAGGCAUCCAAAUUUGGAUAAAGGUUUAGGUAUGGUGGGACCCAGUAUCAGUUUCAAGGACUGUUCCAUCAUCAUAAGAAACGCCGGGACGGAAGCUAGUGGAACAUAUCAGUUAAUGUCAACAGUGAGAAGAAGUACCGACAGUGCGAUGGUUGUAACACGGCAAAACUUCAUUGUGGAAGUUGUUGUGCAAUCCACUUAA
Molecule: messenger RNA, 411 nt
Organism: Leptosia nina
Lineage: Eukaryota; Metazoa; Arthropoda; Insecta; Lepidoptera; Pieridae
Source: the annotation of a GenBank genome assembly